Rubroshorea leprosula is the source of this 2005-nucleotide messenger RNA. The record is from the annotation of a GenBank genome assembly. Lineage: Eukaryota; Viridiplantae; Streptophyta; Magnoliopsida; Malvales; Dipterocarpaceae.
CACACAGCCUGAUAGACGGCCGUUCUGUUUCUUCUCCCCCACAUCUCUCUCUUCCUUUUUCUUUCUAAACUUAUCAUUCUCAUCAUCUCAUCUCUGCUUUUUGUUUCUCUUGUAUCAUCAACCAAACCUUACGUUACACACACAAAAGAUAAAAAAAAAAAAAAAAACCAUCUUCUCACCCACCGAUUUCUUCCAAAAUUAAUUCUUGUUUCUUCAAUCUUUUUCUUUUGGUCUCUAGCUAUUUUGGUUCAUCUAUUGCUUUCCUCAGAGGAAUUAAAAGUUAUUAUAUGUUCUUUGAUAUGAGUUCUGAACAACGUUGAUAGCUGGUUCUGAUAUAAAAGGUUAAAGAACUGAAAUUAACGCAAAAAAAAGGAGACACGAUGUUGGAUCUUAACCUUGACAUAAUCUCUACUGAGUCGUCUUGUGAUGAGAACAAGAUGGUGAUGAUGUCGGAUUCAGACAAGUUUCAGGAAGCUGUAAGAACACGGUUGAUGGAAGAUUCCGGAACAUCAAACUCCUCCAUCAUCAACGCCGAUGAAGUCCCGGUCAAUGCCGGAGAUGAGAACUCCUCCAACACCGCAUCCGCCCUGGUUUUCGAUAUCCUAAAGAAAGAAAAAGACCCCUCCCCCGCCACCACAACCUCGUCUAAUCCGUCACCGAACUUUUUCACGCAACAGCUCUUCCCGAUCAGCAGAGAAAGAGGUAGCAAUCUCGAGUCGAUGACGAGGCCUCAGUGGUUGAAUUUAUCAUCUUCUGACUCAAUCAGCCAGUCGGAGCUGAAAACGGGGCAGCAGAAGCAGCAGCAGCAGCAGGUGAGGAAGAGCCGGCGAGGACCACGGUCCCGGAGCUCACAGUACCGAGGCGUCACGUUUUACCGGAGAACCGGUAGAUGGGAAUCCCAUAUAUGGGAUUGUGGGAAGCAAGUUUACUUAGGAGGAUUUGACACUGCCCAUGCUGCAGCAAGAGCAUAUGAUCGGGCCGCGAUCAAGUUUAGAGGAGUUGAUGCUGAUAUUAAUUUCAGUUUAAGUGAUUAUGAAGAAGACAUGAAACAGAUGAAGCCGUUGAGCAAAGAGGAAUUUGUGCACAUCCUUCGUCGCCAAAGCAAUGGAUUUGCUCGAGGGAGCUCAAAGUACAGAGGUGUAACCUUGCAUAAAUGUGGCCGGUGGGAAGCAAGAAUGGGACAAUUCCUGGGAAAGAAGUAUGUUUAUCUUGGAUUAUUCGACAGCGAAGCAGAUGCUGCAAGGGCAUACGACAUGGCAGCCAUUAGAUUCAAUGGAAGAGAAGCUGUAACUAAUUUUGAGCUAAGUUCAUAUCAAGGAGAGAUAUCAGUGGAUCCGAGUACUAAAGGAAAUUGUCAGAAUCUUGAUCUGAGUCUUGGGAUUUCUCCGUCCCCAGCACCAGUCCUUAAUGGAAACAACAAUGCCGAAAUUUUCAAUUUUAGUUCAUCUGUUGGUGUAGCCAAUGCAUCUAAACACCCCGAAAUCCUGACUGGUGCACCUGUACCAAAUUACAAGGGAAUGGGUAGUGAUCAGCAGAGAAUUGCAGGUGUUUUUCCAGCAAAUUUCUCGAACUUGGCAUGGAAAAUGGAUGGCAAUAGGAGUAUCAACAUUGCACCAACUCCUGUGUUCCUUGCAGCAUCAUCAGGAUUCUCGUCAUCCAUUGCCACUGCUUCAUCAUCGACCAAUCUCCCACCCAACAAUAACUCCCAUUAUUUCAGCUGCAGAAACUGAAUUCUAAAAACGGUCCCACCACUCUUCAGAAUGUUAGAUGUUGAUCAAGAAGAAAACAAAAAUGUGAUUACUUAGAGUAGGUGGCGGAGUUAUUGUCACGAGCCCGACCCUUAAAAGCCUAAGUUCGAGUUAUUAAUUGACCUAUGUGUAUUAUUGAUAAUUCUCAUAUUUUUCAUAUGUUGAAUUGGGUAAAUUGUAUGUUUCUCAUAUUACUCUAUUUUUGUCUGUGCGAUAGGGACUUUAGACUGGAAUGUUAAUAACUGGAAAUGGCAGAA